Messenger RNA from Carcharodon carcharias (great white shark), 1902 nucleotides. RefSeq names its product general transcription factor IIH, polypeptide 4 (gene gtf2h4). The record is from RefSeq and is a predicted model, not a curated record. The transcript has 14 exons. Bases 298 to 1656 code for a protein of 452 amino acids. Lineage: Eukaryota; Metazoa; Chordata; Chondrichthyes; Lamniformes; Lamnidae. Gene Ontology annotation, biological process: nucleotide-excision repair. Gene Ontology annotation, molecular function: ATPase activator activity; double-stranded DNA binding. Gene Ontology annotation, cellular component: transcription factor TFIIH holo complex; transcription factor TFIIH core complex.
ACCAGUUGCAUAAAUACACCGAGUAACAUUUUUGACUCCAAUUGCAGCAUUUGACAUAGCUGCCUUACAGUGAAAUAUUUCCUCAUUUGUAGUCUACUGAAUUAGCACUAAUUUAAGUUAAGCCGUGGAAGAAGUGGCACAGUGGCAAUUUGGCGCUGAAAAAUUGAACUAUCAGAGCAUUUGAAUUCAGGCACUGAAUUAAAGCAAGUCGGCAGCUGCAGAGAAAAUCAAUUCCCAAGACAAGCCAAGCACAGCAGAGUGACAUUUUCCCCUCAGUGCCCCUGUGCCAGACCGACCAUGCAGCGGGAGAAGCUGAAGUGUAAGAAUCUGCACGAGUACAUGAGGAGCCUCAGUCCGACCAUUCUCGACAAGCUGUACAACCACCCGGCAACAUGCCUGGCUGUCUUCAGGGAGCUGCCGGCACUGGCUCAGAAUUACGUCAUGCGAUUGCUGUUCUUGGAUCAACCCCUGCCCCAGGCUGCCGUCACCUUCUGGGUGAAGAAAGAUAACCAGCGGGAUCACGAUGAGUGCAUGAGCAUCCUGAUGGGGCUUCGGCUCUGGCAUUCCCAGCAGCUUCCCGGUGGACUGCAGGGCCUGGUCCUCAAUCCCAUCUUCAAGGAGAACCUUCGUAUCGCGCUUCUUGGAGGGGGCAAACCCUGGGCAGAUGACACCAGCCAGCUGGGACCUGACAAACAUGCUCGAGAUAUCCCCUCGUUGGACAAGUAUGCCAUGGAGCGUUGGGAGGUGGUUCUCCAUUUCAUGGUGGGCUCCCCCAGUGCAGCAGUUAGUCAGGACCUGGCUCAGCUCCUCAUUCAAGCUGGACUGAUGAAGAGUGAAGCAUCGGAGGCUCCCUGUAUCACAUCAGCCGGCUUCCAGUUCCUGCUUCUGGACACGUGCUCCCAGCUCUGGUACUUCAUGCUCCAGUAUCUGCACACAGCCGAGUCCCGAAGUAUGGACCUGGUUGAGAUCCUGUCCUUCGUAUUCCAGCUGAGCUUCUCCACACUGGGCAAGGAUUACUCUGUGGAAGGCAUGAGUGACUCCUUGUUGACAUUCCUACAGCACCUGAGGGAAUUUGGACUUGUCUUUCAGAGAAAGCGUAAAUCAAGGAGGUUCUAUCCAACGCGGUUAGCCAUUAACCUGGCUUCAGGGGUGUCUGGCAGCUCGGUGGAUGUGCACCGUCAGGGCUACAUCAUUGUAGAAACAAACUACAGGAUCUACGCUUAUACUGAUUCUGAACUCCAGCUGGCUCUCAUAGCGCUUUUCUCUGAGAUGCUUUAUCGGUUUCCCAACAUGGUGGUAGCUCAGCUGAGCAGAGAGAGCGUGCAGCAGUCCAUUGCUAAUGGAAUCACAGCUGAACAGAUUAUCCAUUUCCUGCGGACGAGAGCCCACUCGGUGAUGAUGAAAGCGAAUCCAGUGCUGCCACCAACGGUCACCGAUCAGAUCCGACUCUGGGAGCUGGAGCGAGACCGACUUCGAUUCACAGAAGGUGUAUUAUACAACCAGUUCCUCUCCCAAGUGGAUUUUGAGCUCCUUCGGAACUACGCCCGGGACCUGGGCGUACUCGUCUGGGAAAAUCCUUCCAAGAGACUGAUGGUAGUGACUCCUGGGGGACAUCCUGAUGUCAAGCGUUUCUGGAAGAGACAGAAGCAUAGCUGAUGAGCAGGAGGGCACAGAAGGAUAGCUCACUGGGGAAGGGCCUGACCACCCUACGAACUGCCAGGCAGAAACCAGGAUCCCGAAUUGCCAACCAAAUUAAUCGGGGGUCAGGAAGAGAAUACUGCAGGGAUUGGAUUGCAACCAGCCAGGAAAAGGGACUUGAACUAACAUGAACCUGUUUACUGUUUCUAUGUGUCGAGUACUGUUUUUCAAUAAAAGCUGGAGGGAGAAAUCUCUUUCUUAAAA